AUGUAUCCUGGUAAGUCAACCAGAGACAGAUCGGGAACUCUUGGAGACUUGAUUGUGAGUUGGAUAGGAUCGCUGGAAACAGCGUCUGCGUCAGGAACAGCCAUGUUGAGCUCAAAGAGCACUUUCUGGACCUGUUGGAAGUCGGUCAGGUUGAACAUUCUGAGCGCUGGGAACUCAGCAGUUUCGGCCGCCAACGAGUUGUCAUUCACCAAAGUCAGCUCAAUCGGACGUCUGGUGACCAUAUUAGAUCCCUUGGGCAGGAAUUCUCUUCCCACAAUCGAUUCCAGCACGGAAGACUUACCACUGCUCUGCGACCCUAUCACCACGAUAGACGGCAAUCUGAGCGCGUUGGAUCCACCAAUAUUGAGCAAAAUGCUUCGUAUCUCAAUCAUCUGUCGAGUAAGGUUGAGCAUAGCAUCAUCUGUGUUGUCCUGGACGUUUUCGUCGUCCUCGUCCUCAUCUUCGUCGUCUUGA
Molecule: messenger RNA, 474 nt
Organism: Ogataea philodendri
Lineage: Eukaryota; Fungi; Ascomycota; Pichiomycetes; Pichiales; Pichiaceae
Exons: 1
Coding region: 1-474 (157 amino acids)
Source: RefSeq, a predicted model, not a curated record